Molecule: messenger RNA, 3470 nt
Organism: Schizophyllum commune H4-8
Lineage: Eukaryota; Fungi; Basidiomycota; Agaricomycetes; Agaricales; Schizophyllaceae
Product: glycoside hydrolase family 2 protein
Exons: 12
Coding region: 293-3208 (971 amino acids)
Biological process (GO): glycoprotein catabolic process
Molecular function (GO): beta-mannosidase activity
Source: RefSeq, a predicted model, not a curated record
AACAAAGGGAAAGCCCGAGCGGAGAUGACGGCAUGAUCGGCCCGAACACGUUUAACCGCGGCGGCGACGUAACGUGAACACUGCUCGACCUCACGCGCCGCGGUCACCUGUCGCGAACCCUCAUGCUCUGCGGAACCCCGGUAUCCAGACGGCGAGGUACAUAAGCCAGGAAGGAUGACGGGCGCGGAGGUUGUCUUCCGCCUUCGUGACGACGGCCAGCGACGUCGACGCUGGCGACGACGAAAACGGACUUUUCCCUUUCAAUACCAGCUGACCGCGCUGAUCGACAUCGAUGUUCUCCCCGAGCUUUGCACUCUGGCUCUGCUUAGCUGCUUCCUCCGCCGUGAAGGCGGCCAUCUUCGAUCUCUCCGAACUGCAAUGGACGCUCAGGAGCGCGAAUGGGUCGGUUGAGGUCCCCGGAGCGGUCCCGUCGCACGCGCAUCUUGACCUUCUGCGCGCGGGAAUUAUCACCGAGCCUAAUCUGGGCAUAAAUGACUACACCGAGCGAUGGGUCUUCUACGACAAUUGGACUUACACCGCUAGCCUGGCACCCCUACUCUCCUCAAGCGAAGUGCAGGCAGCGGACAGGGCACUGCUGGUCUUCUACGGGAUCGACACCGUCGCGAAUGUGUCUAUCGGCGACUCUCCUGUCGCCUGGGUCAACAACCAGUUCGUACAAUGGGUCUUCGAUGUGACGGACAUCGUACAAGCAUACACUGGGACAACAGAUGCGUACGGCGCGCAAGUACCUCUUGCUCGGGCGGCGCCAAAUAUCACGGUCUCAUUGGAGUCGGCGUACUGGUAUGGGGUCAAUGUCACGAGCCGCGCAGAUGCACGACAGUAUCCGGACGAUAAUGGGACAUUCGAAGUCCCAGGCUAUCGCCACUACGUCCGGAAGAUCCAGAGCGACUACGGCUGGGACUGGGGCCCCGCCUUCGUCCCCAGCGGCAUCCACAAGCCCGCGUACCUCGUCACCCUUUCCAGCUCCGCCGCCAGCCGUAUCGAAGUCACCACCCCGCCCAUCUCCCCCUCCGGCUCUCAAUCGACCCCGGAUGCGAUCUUCAUCGAAGAGUCCUCCAUCGAUAUCUACAAACUGGGCCAGAACUUCUCCACCGCGCCCGUCGAGGACGCGGACUGGGUCGUCAACGUGUCGCUCGCGAUCCGGAGCGCGGCGGCUUUCGAGGGGGUCAACCUGACGUUGAGGCUGCCGGAGCUAGGGUAUGAGAGCGAGGUGUUUGGAGUGGGGAUAGAGGCGAGGACGGAUGCGCCGACGUGGGUGAGCGUGCAGUGGAGGGUGCCCGACGACGUCCCCGAGCGCUGGUGGCCCUUCAACCUCGGCGAGCCCAAGCUGUACAACCUCACCGUCGCUCUCGACCUGUCGGAUGCGGCCUCCGUAACUUUUACCACGCGCACGGGCUUCCGCACCGUGCAGCUCGUGCAGACCGCAUACUCGGACGAGGAGGUGGCGGAGAAGGGCCUGACGCCGGGCGAUCAAUGGCAUUUCGAGGUCAACGGGGUGGCGUUCUAUGCGUCGGGGAAUAACCUGAUCCCGCUGGAUGCGUUUUAUCCCAGGAUUAGGACGGAGGGGAUGCGGUGGCUGUUGGAGAGCGCGAAGUUGACGGGGCAGAGUAUGCUCCGCGUCUGGGGCGGCGGCACCUACCAGCCCUCGUCCUCCUCAGUCGCCGGCGGCGUCUACGACUUCUACGCCCUCUGCGACGAGCUCGGUAUCCUCGCCUGGUCCGAGUUCAUAUUUUCCGACGCGCUCUACCCGGUCAAUCCGUGGUUCCUCGAUACCAUCGAGCCUGAGAUUCGACAGAACGUCCGCAGGGUGAACCGGCAUCCGAGCAAUGUGCAGUGGGCGGGCGGGAAUGAGAAUGAGGGGAUCGCGCUGUACUAUAAGGUGUGGGUGGAGGGCGGGGAGGUGCUCUUUGGGGAGUAUGUGAAGCUGGUGCAAGACUUCUUGUACAGGGUCACGACUGAGGAGACGCGGUCGGUACCUUAUACUGACUGCUCAACGACGAAGGGCGUGCUCAGUCUGGACCCGUAUGAACUGAGGUUCGAUAAUGGUGAAGAGGGAUAUAUCUAUGGCAAUGGCGAACGCUACAACUACGACGCGACGCAGGCCUUCAACUACAGCACAUUUCCUCUGUCGCGCUUCGUGAAUGAGUUCGGAUGGCACGCGAUGCCGUCCAUCUACUCAUGGGAGGAAGUGCUGGUGUCCCCCGAUGACUUCGAGUUCAACUCCACCGUCGUCGUGUCGCGCGACCAUCACCCGCCCGCGCGCCUCCUCGACUUCCCGAACCCGAACGCGCCGCAGGGGCAAUACGAGAUGACAGCGCCCGUCGAGCUCUGGCUGCCCACGCCGUCCACGCCGGACCCCAAGCACAACUUCACGCAGUGGUGCUGGAGCACGCAGAUCUUCCAGGCCAUGGAGAUCAGCGCGCAGGUCGCCUUCUACCGCCGCGGCGCCGGGCGGCCGGAGCGCAACCUCGGCGCGCUGGUGUGGCAGCUGAACGACGUGUGGCAGGGGAUCUCGUGGGCGGCGGUCGAGUACUCGGGCCGCUGGAAGCCGCUGCAGUACGCGCUGGGGAGCGUGUUUGAGAAGGUCGCGGUGUACGCGUUCUGGGAUGCGGUGGCGGAGCGGCUGGAGGUGGAUGUGGUGUCGGAUCGGCUGGAGGGGGUGAGGGGCGUGGCGCAGUUGACGUGGUAUGAUUGGGCGGGGGAGAUGCUGAAGAGUGAGGUGGUGGAGUUUGGGGUGCCGGCGUUGAACUACACGACGGUGUUGGAGGGGGAAGGAUUGGCGGAUAUACUUCCGGCCGGCACGGCGCAGGAGGAUGUGUGGCUGCUGGUGAACAGCACGGCGCUCGUCGAUGGCGAGAUCGUCACCAGCGAGAACUACUUCACGCCUACCUCCCUUGCCAACGCGAACCUCGUCGAUCCGGAGGUGCAGCUCACGCAUGAAGGCGACCUCGUCUUUAAGCUCAGCGCCAAGGGCGGCGUCGCGCCAUGGACCUGGCUGGAGCACCCCGCGGGCUCAAUUGGCUACUUCGCCGACAACGCGACCGGGCGGCCCUCCAAUGGGUUCUACCUGGUGCCCGAGAUCGACAGGACGCUGAGAUUCGUGCUCAAUGCAGACUUGUCGCACGAUUCGCAGCCGAGCGCGGACGACUUCGUCGUGCGGUCCCUGUGGAACAAUACGCACCAAUAGUACAGUCACUCAUACCGACAAUCUUUGGGCUAAUAAACACCGUUCGAUACGAAUGUAACGAUCCAUGACAUGACAUGACGGCAGAAACUGUAUGAGCUAAGUGCGUAUGGAUAGGUAGAGAAUACAUGAGUGAGCGCAGUCCUUCAAGGGUCAUACGACUCCGAGUGGCGCAGGCUCGAAGGCUUGGUAGGUGCCGUUGAUGCCACCUGCGGCCUCUUCUUCUCCGGCUCCUCGUCAGACUCCUUCGACGCCUUCCGCUUGU